Prorocentrum cordatum is the source of this 321-nucleotide messenger RNA. The record is from the annotation of a GenBank genome assembly. NCBI's taxonomy places the organism in Eukaryota, Dinophyceae, Prorocentrales, Prorocentraceae.
AUGGAGAAGGCAUGCAAGGCUUCGCGGACGUCAGUUUCAGGGUCCCGAUUGGAUGCGACACUGAAUUCCGCUGAAUCGCUGGGCCUUCAGCCGCACCAGGAAGCCUACCAGCAGAUCUCGGUUCCGAAGACUUGGAUCGGAACUUCGAUGGGCAAGCUCGCUGUGCACCCGCCUCUGCCAGCGCCGCCACCCGUUGCGGUGGCCCUGCCGACCUGUUUCCAGCUCGUGCCCGGGGCCACCACUGCCACCGUGGUGGCCAAGGACUCGAAGCGUGUCGGGAAAAGCAAGAUGCACAGGGAUCUAGGGAGCAGCACCGCAUGA